Messenger RNA from Uncinocarpus reesii 1704, 1239 nucleotides. RefSeq lists its product as uncharacterized. Gene Ontology annotation, biological process: L-aspartate biosynthetic process. Gene Ontology annotation, molecular function: L-aspartate:2-oxoglutarate transaminase activity; pyridoxal phosphate binding. The coding region runs from base 1 to 1239 and encodes 412 amino acids. Gene Ontology annotation, cellular component: cytosol. The record is from RefSeq and is a predicted model, not a curated record. NCBI's taxonomy places the organism in Eukaryota, Fungi, Ascomycota, Eurotiomycetes, Onygenales, Onygenaceae. The transcript is spliced from 3 exons.
AUGGCGCCCAUGCAGCCGGAGAGUUUGUUCGCGCAGUUGACCACUGCACCACACGAUGAGGUCUUUGCUCUCAUGGGCACAUUCGCCGCAGACACGUUUCCAAACAAAGUGAGCCUGGGCGCUGGUGUAUACAGAGACAACGAUGCCAAAAGCUGGAGGCUACCGGCCGUGAAGAAGGUGAGUCAUUCUCCCUCAAGCACUCGUGCGGACAAAGGCUCAAGGGCACCACCCCAGGCAGAAGCACAGAUCCUCGAUGAUCCGACUUUCGAUCACGAAUAUCUCCCCAUUGCGGGCUACGCACCCUUUAUCGCUCUUGCUCGGGAUCUUGUGUUUGGAGCAGACUCGCCCCUAGAUACGGCCCAAAUCGCCAGCUUGCAAACCGUCUCAGGAACCGGCGCAAACCACAUCGGAGCGAGGUUUCUUGCAGACUUCCUCCCUCCCUUGGUGCACGGGAAGAAGCGAAAGGUCUGGAUUUCCGACCCAACAUGGGUCAACCACCACUUGAUCUGGGAGCUGGUCUCAUCAGGCACCACUGGAAGCCCCGUGGAGCGCCGCACAUACCCCUACUACCAUGCACCAACUCGAUCGCUGGAUUUUGAAGGCAUGAUGGCCGUGCUGGAAAAGGACGCCACCCGAGGAGACGUCGUUCUCCUCCACGCUUGCGCCCACAAUCCCACCGGAAUCGACCCGACCAGAGCGCAGUGGCUCAAGAUCGCAGACCUCUGCGAACGCAAGGGCCUGUUCCCCUUCUUCGAUUCGGCAUAUCAGGGAUUCGCGUCCGGCGACUUGAACAACGAUGCGUACGCCAUCCGCGAAUUCGCUUCUCGCGGUAUGGAGCUCUGCGUCGCGCAGAGUUUCAGCAAGAACCUGGGUGCGAGGAUCGCAGCAGCCGUGCUCGGCGACCCGACCCUUCGCGACGCCUGGAAGCAAGACCUCAUCACGAUGAGCAGCCGGAUCAAAUCCAUGCGACGGGCUCUGUACGAUGAACUCAAACGGCUCAAUACCCCGGGCACCUGGGAGCACAUCAUCAACCAGAUUGGCAUGUUCUCUUAUACGGGCCUGACCAAGGACCAGAUCCGUAUUCUGAAUCAAAAGUACCACAUCUACAUGCUGGACUCGGGCCGUAUCUCGAUUUCUGGACUGACUACCAGUAACGUCAAAUACGUCGCGCAGGCUUUUGACUCCGUUGUGCGAGAGUGUCCCGCGUCGACAGCCAACGGCAAAUCCCACCAUCCUUGA